Eimeria necatrix is the source of this 801-nucleotide messenger RNA. RefSeq lists its product as hypothetical. Lineage: Eukaryota; Apicomplexa; Conoidasida; Eucoccidiorida; Eimeriidae. The transcript has 6 exons. The coding region runs from base 1 to 801 and encodes 266 amino acids. The record is from RefSeq and is a predicted model, not a curated record.
AUGAAGUCAGAGUGGAAGCAGCUUCUGCUUAUUGCAGGCUUCAUAUCGCUGCACAAAUGCUCAAGAGUAGUGAGCCUGUAUUCACAUGAGGGCGUCUCGUCUUCUCUCGAAGCGGGUGGGGCGGCGGCCACAGGCGUGGCUUUGUACUACCUUCUCAGAGAUGACGGAUCAGGCCGCAAGGAGAAGGAGUCUGAAGUGAGGAAGUUGAGCAGGAAUGACGCAACAAAGGAGCAGGUGUUGAUGGUUCUGCGAGAUAUUUUAAGUACCCAAGAGAAGAUGAAGGGAUUGAUGAAAAAGUUCACCCAGAAGUUUUUUGAGGAGGAAUGCACUUUUGAGGAGGCGUGCGCCAUGGUAGCGAAGCAGCACCCGGAGGAUCCCCUAGGCCGUUAUGGGCUGACAAUGGCGACCUUUGAUGGGCUUUUAGACAAGUUUCAGCAGGACCCAGAGGUGAAGGAGGCCGUACUGAGCAUAAUGGGCUCCGCAUCAACUCCAAACCCCACGCCGGCGGCCUAUCAGAUAUCAACGGAUCAUCUGAUAAAGGUGCACGAGUUUAUGCGGGACGAGCUUCAGAGCUUGGCAGCGGAGGCAGGGUCGUGGCCGAAGGCUGACAUCAAGGUCAUAACUCUGGCUGCUCAGGCUUAUGUUGGCGCAAAGGUACAGAAGAAAUUCGGGCUAACUGGAGAAGAUAUAGAGGGAGCAGUGCUUCUCAACCACAAGGACCUUUCAGCGAAUGCGAAUUUUACACUUGUGAAUAUGGCAAUCCAAAAGACGAUGAAUGAUCUGGUAGACGCAGACGCAUGA